Messenger RNA from Jaminaea rosea, 526 nucleotides. RefSeq lists its product as hypothetical. The coding region runs from base 99 to 467 and encodes 122 amino acids. The record is from RefSeq and is a predicted model, not a curated record. The transcript has a single exon. NCBI's taxonomy places the organism in Eukaryota, Fungi, Basidiomycota, Exobasidiomycetes, Microstromatales.
AUACCCUCUCGCCCCUUUUCCCCCGUAUCUGGCCUCUUCAUGGCUCUCGCCCUGCCCCGAUACACGGUUCUCCCACCCCUUGGGGACACGGACAAAGAAUGACUCGUCACCAUACCUCUUCUUCCUCCGGACACUUCCUGGCCAACCCUUUGCCCUGCUACUCCCUUGCCCCAUCAACUUCGACUUCUCUGCUUCCACCCGCCAUAAACGAGGCUUUCACCACACUCCUUCUUGCAUGUGGACAGUACCUUUUCCUCUUCCAUUCAGCGUCGCUCCUUCGCAGCCUUGCUCGCAUGCGCACACUCCCUCUCUUUCUGUCUGUUUCCUCCUUCCAAUCGUUUGCUCUCCCCUUUUGGUCUGCCCUUGUUGCUCUAUUACUCUUUCAUCUUCCUUGCUGGCGCCCCUUCGUCGAGGGCUUGAAAUGCACCCUCUGUCAUGGUCUCGUGCGAGCGUGUGCGAGUCGAUGAGCGAAAACGAGUAAGUGCAUUGGAUGAUUGGGUUGAACAGAUGAGGUGAGAUGAAGAUG